Rhinopithecus roxellana (golden snub-nosed monkey) is the source of this 970-nucleotide messenger RNA. It is a transcript of the gene VPS28, whose product is annotated as VPS28 subunit of ESCRT-I. Lineage: Eukaryota; Metazoa; Chordata; Mammalia; Primates; Cercopithecidae. Gene Ontology annotation, biological process: protein transport to vacuole involved in ubiquitin-dependent protein catabolic process via the multivesicular body sorting pathway. The transcript is spliced from 10 exons. Gene Ontology annotation, molecular function: protein-containing complex binding. The coding region runs from base 117 to 782 and encodes 221 amino acids. Gene Ontology annotation, cellular component: ESCRT I complex. The record is from RefSeq and is a predicted model, not a curated record.
AGGCGCAGACGUGAGGGGUGAGCGCCGAGUCGCUGAUCGAGCCCCGCCCCCGGCGCCAUCUCUCGGACCGCGAGCCGUCCAGGUCUCAGUGCUGUGGCCCCCACAGAGCCUAGAGGAUGUUUCAUGGGAUCCCAGCCACUCCGGGCAUAGGAGCCCCUGGGAACAAGCCAGAGCUGUAUGAGGAAGUGAAGUUGUACAAGAACGCCCGGGAGCGGGAGAAGUAUGACAACAUGGCAGAGCUGUUCGCGGUGGUGAAAACAAUGCAAGCCCUGGAGAAAGCCUACAUCAAGGACUGCGUCUCCCCCAGCGAGUACACGGCAGCCUGCUCCCGGCUCCUGGUCCAGUACAAAGCUGCCUUCAGGCAGGUUCAGGGCUCAGAAAUCAACACUAUUGAUGAGUUCUGCCGCAAGUUCCGCCUGGAUUGCCCACUGGCCAUGGAGCGGAUCAAGGAGGACCGGCCCAUCACCAUCAAGGACGACAAGGGCAACCUCAACCGCUGCAUUGCCGACGUGGUCUCGCUCUUCAUCACGGUCAUGGACAAGCUGCGCCUGGAGAUUCGCGCCAUGGAUGAGAUCCAGCCCGACCUGCGAGAGCUGAUGGAGACCAUGCACCGAAUGAGCCACCUCCCGCCCGACUUCGAGGGUCGCCAGACGGUCAGCCAGUGGCUGCAGACCCUGAGCGGCAUGUCGGCAUCGGACGAGCUGGACGACUCACAGGUGCGUCAGAUGCUGUUCGACCUAGAGUCAGCCUACAACGCCUUCAACCGCUUCCUGCAUGCCUGAGCCUGUGGCGCCAGCCCCUGCACGGAAGGGCAGAGUCUGAGGCGAUGACUCCUGUUGCCCUAUCCGCCACACAGGCCCUGGUCAUCCACACAACUCACUGUCUGCAGCUGCCCAUCUUGUGUCUGUCUUUGGUGUCAGGACUUUGGGGGCCGGGCCCCUCCCCACAAUAAAGAUACUCUCCGACCUUC